Molecule: messenger RNA, 827 nt
Organism: Stylophora pistillata
Lineage: Eukaryota; Metazoa; Cnidaria; Anthozoa; Scleractinia; Pocilloporidae
Source: RefSeq, a predicted model, not a curated record
AAAGGAAUCAUCAGUCCCCUUUGAGAUCAUGGCACGAAUGGAGAUUGUGGAAGGUAGAGAUGCUGGCUCGAGAUUUGCAUUAAACUAUAGCCAACACACAACUACAGAAUUGUUUAGGUAUGCGUAUGAGCGGAGACUCUUCGAAAAUAAAUUAAGGUUUUGGUUUGAAAGCGAUUAUUGGGACUUCUACCAGGAAAAUAUGAAUGAGACAGAAGGAACUAGAAGGAGAGAGUUCAAGUUUGAUUUUGUCAUUGAGGAACAAAGCAGAUUGAUUAUACCUGGGUUAUCAUCAGGUAUCAGCACAUUUAAAACCGUAGAAGCCCUUAGAGCUGCCCUUAGUAAAGUUAGAGACAGUCGCAUAUGGCUAUUGGAAAUAAGUACGCCGAUACCAGAAGAAUUUGAAUUGAUAAAUGAUCGCGGCCAUCACGUCAAAAUCCGGCCUAACAAAAGUGUUCAAGUUACUGUGGAGAACUUUCAAGAGAUGCUAUGUUGUCUCAACUGGGUUAAAUUCCUUUGAGUGGCAAACGCUUAAUUACAGAAGAUAACUGUCAACGCUUGGAUCAAGGAAAUUAACGCACAACAACCCAGAGAAGCGGUAGACAUUGCAAACGAACAAGGCAGUCUUCAGUUGUUUAUUAGCAAUUUCUACCACUAUGUAACGAUUCACCAUUGUAUAUGGCUGUAUUAAAGAAUUUUUCCUCUCUCCUAUGUUGCAGUGGAGUGACGAAAACUCGAGAGACCUGUUAUUAAUUUCUCACGGUAAUUUUUGACUGUUUAACUCCAAGCCUUGCAAUCACGAAAUAAACUUUUAUCAACCCUUACCAGAA